Messenger RNA from Blastomyces dermatitidis ER-3, 1572 nucleotides. RefSeq lists its product as uncharacterized. The record is from RefSeq and is a predicted model, not a curated record. NCBI's taxonomy places the organism in Eukaryota, Fungi, Ascomycota, Eurotiomycetes, Onygenales, Ajellomycetaceae. Gene Ontology annotation, molecular function: 1-alkyl-2-acetylglycerophosphocholine esterase activity. The coding region runs from base 1 to 1572 and encodes 523 amino acids. The transcript is spliced from 2 exons.
AUGCCUUUGUCUCUGCUUCAAAUUCCGACCUUCCCGUCAUAUACGGGACCACAUCAGGUUGGCACUACAGAGUUUGAGAUUCCCGUCUCUUCUCUUGAAUCGCCGGCACCUCAUCCAAAAUCAGAUAUAUCUCUGUCCACAAUUCUGUUCCGGGUAUUCUAUCCUGCAGAUGAUGUUGACUCUGCAUCGAAACCUGUCUAUUGGCUUCCGGAUCCGCAAGGCACCUUUACUGGUGGAUUGGCGGAAUUCCUAGGAGCGCCAAAACGGCUAUCGAAUAUAUUAGGACUACUCCCAAAUACAAUCAAGUGGACGAAGAUGCCAGCAUAUAGAGAUGCGCCCCUGAAAUCCUCCACGCUCCCUUCAAAACGUUGGCCUGUUAUGGUCUUCUCCCAUGGCAUCGGAGGAUCGAGGUAUAUGUAUAGCUAUAUCCUUGGCUGUUUGGCCAGUUAUGGUAUUGUCGUCAUUGCCCCCGAGCACCGCGAUGGAAGCUGUCCCAUCUCUCUUAUCCGAAACGCCCAUGGCCGGGUUACCGAAAGAGUGCCAUUUCAACGCAUCAAGCACAUUUUCGAGCCGAGCAUUCUUCAUAAGCGACAUUCCCAGCUGCGCAUCCGACUCUGGGAAUUAGGUCUCGUGCACGAUGCCCUUCUCAAGAUGGAUGCUGGCAUGGAAAUUAAAAAUUUUGCCCAAAUGCAGGGUGCAAAAGCUCCCGUAUUCGCUUCUAGCCUUGAUAUCCAUCUUCCCAGCAGUAUCACGUGGGCGGGCCAUUCAUUCGGCGCCGCAAGCGUCGUCCAAUUUAUCAAGUCCAUAUACUGGGGCCGUGUCGGUGAUAAGGACCCAGCAUCGACCUCGUCGGAACCACACUUCUCGCAAUACCGCCCCCUGUACCAACCUCGACCAGAUAGCAAGAUUGUUUCACAGGUGACGCCAACAUCACCCCUUAUCCUCCUCGACCUCUGGAACCUCCCAUUGCUGGGGGAUGAUGUAAAAUGGCUAUGGGAAAAGCCUCUGCCGUGCUAUGCGGGCUCACCUAAAGAUCACCUACGACAGCCAAAUGUUUUGGCUGUCCUGAGCGACGAGUUUUUCAAGUGGAAAGCUGGUCUGAAGGCUACUCGAUGUGUGCUCUCUCCCCACCCAGUACCCGGCCCUACCAGCCAGGACACAGCCGAACAUAGCAAGCGACAGCCCAGGGUCUUCUACACCAUUAACUCAGCCCAUCUUAGCCAGUCAGACGUCGGCCUUUUAUUCCCUUGGGUGAUGCAGAGAUGGGCUAAAGCCCAAGAGCCCGAGCGAACGAUGCGCCUGAAUGUAACUGCAAUUAUACAGAUGCUAAGAGAAUGCGGCAUCCCAUUUGAUCUGCAUGAGGACGUGAAGCAUGCCUUGGAAAAUGUGGCAGAUGUUACCGUCGACAACGGCAAUCCUGGGGUUCAGAACGGGGAUGAUGGCAAACCAAGCCAAUUCUCUCCGAGUAUUUUCGCAACACAUGGCUCUGUUAGGGGCUGGUUGCCUGUUUCUUUAACAGAUGAUACGCCGCCUGUUGCGGAAUUUGAGGUGCGGAGUCCACCCAAACUUUGA